Hemicordylus capensis (graceful crag lizard) is the source of this 2275-nucleotide messenger RNA. RefSeq lists its product as uncharacterized. NCBI's taxonomy places the organism in Eukaryota, Metazoa, Chordata, Lepidosauria, Squamata, Cordylidae. The coding region runs from base 275 to 1765 and encodes 496 amino acids. The transcript is spliced from 7 exons. The record is from RefSeq and is a predicted model, not a curated record.
UUUCCCUGUGUUUACCUGCAGAUUAGCAGGGAAGCUCUGCGAGUGCAAGCUGAGAAUGAACUGUGCCUCCUGCCCCUUUGCCUUUCACCAGCAGGACGUAAACAUUCUGGCAAAAGGUUCUAGCCUAACUUGUUUGCCCCUCGCCGCCGCCCCCAGCCACUGUCAAGGACGGAAGUCCCAACUAGCGAAUCAGCCAGUGGGAGGGAAGGGAUGGCUUGAAAGGGAAAGCAAAAGUUGAGAGGGAACCAGAAAGGCUAUAAAAUAGACCGUGAAGAUGAGCACGGAGGAUCUACCUGAAGGAGAGAGGUGGCUGCAGCAGUUCUUCACAGCCAAGGUCUUCCUCCCAGGAGACAAGAACUGGAGGGUGGGGAAGAACUUCUUUGUGGUGAAGAGCACCGUGGGAAAGCUGGUGAAGUGGGCCUACGAGUCCAGCACUGGGCUGUACCCCAAGGACCCCAUCCUGGUGGGCAGCUACAGGGAAGGGUUGCACCUUCAGACAGAAGAGAGUUCCAAUAACUUCGACUUUCUCAUCCCGGUGAGGUUUAACCCCAAGUUGGCCCUCAUCAGUGGGGGCAUCGCCAAAGAUUCGAGCAGUUAUGAACAUAAGCUCCCCACCUUCAUCUUCCGUGACAAAGGGGUGCCUGUGUCUCGCUCGGGCACCAGAGUCCUGGUGGACCUUGAAGCUAUGGGAGAGACUUACCUGGAGGUCCAUUGUCACAAGCAGGAGGAUGAGGAUACAGAGGAGGAAGAAUUCGAGGAGUGCAAGGAGAGCCUCAGUCACCACAACUUGGACCCUAUUCAAAUCCUGAGAGACUUCCACCAAUAUGUAGAAAUGGCCUUGGACCCAGCAUAUACCCAUCCUCGGCAAAAUGAUCCUGUUUUCCAGCAAAGACUGUUCCCCUCAAAAGUACCGAAAAUAGAUGAUAGAACAAGACAGAACACCAGAUUAGAAGCCCUGGAUUUGGAUGGUCCAGCCAUACAGCUGACCUUUGAUGAAGGGAUUGAAACUGUUCCCGUGAACUUGAUGCCUGCCAUUCAGGGUGCUAUCAAGCUCUCCAGCCAGUGGCUGAGGGAGGAUCUCACCCAUCUUUCUGACUGGUGGGACGGGGACUUGACCAAUGAAAAGAAAAGCUUCCUCCAGAAAGGAGCAGCUGUUCGGGAAGUUGGUCCAGAAUUGGUACCCAAGGGAGGAUUUUGGAGACUCUCUUUCAGCCAUGCUGAGACUGUGAUUCUUGAGGAUAUUGAUGCUGAUGGGGGACAAAGGAAGGCAGCUCUGAGGCUUCUGAAGUUUGUCAACAAAACAAGAUGGGUGCCAGAAUAUGGCAAAGUCUUGACUUCCUACCAUCUCAAGACCAUUCUGCUGUGGUGCUGUGAAAUCUAUCCUCAGAAGACACAAUGGCAGACUCUCCUGAGCUCCCUGCAGGCCCUCCUCAGGAUCCUAAGCCACACCCUUUGCAAGAGGAACCUUCCUCACUACUUCCUACGGCCCAUCAACCUCUUCAGCAAGCGCUACAAAUCCAGCAACACCACUUAUGGGCCCUUAGCCUUGGAGGCUCUCCGCUAUGAAGGUGAAGUGAUGCUGGCUGAUGUUGUGGGAUAUCUAAUGCCAGAUCGCAAGCCACAGGACCGCUGUGUCCAUGAAGAAUCAGAGGAGAAGAUGGCAGCUCUCCGGGAGUUUAAAAAAAAGCAUCAGGAAGACCUGAAGGAGCUGAAGAGGAUGGAGGAUGAGCAAAUGUAUGAAUAUAUGGAAAUGGGUGAGGAGUAGGGUCUGAAGUGCUGUGCAAAGAGUAACCACAUAAUUUGCCACAUAGUACAAAAUCAGCCACAAUGUCACACAGUUUUAUUGAGAAGACUUCAGUCCUUAUGACCACAGAGGCAGAUGCCUGAAGUCUCAUGGGUAAAGUCUGACACAAGACCAGAAGCCAAAGAGUGGCUUCAGAUAAGGUGGACCCAUGAUGUGCACAAUUCUGUCACUUCUACUCCACUCUGCAAGUUCCGUAUGAAGGACAGUGCGGUGUAGUGAUUAGAGUGUUCAACUUGGACUGGGCAGACACAGGUUCAAAUCCCUGCUCAACCAGAGUGAUUAUGGGCCAACCACUAUCUUGCAGCAUAAACCUACCUCACAGGGUUGUGAGGGUAAAAAGACAACAAGAAGAGGACCAUGUAUGCUGUCUUGAAUUCCACAGAGAAAACAUACGACAAAAAUAAUUAUCAUAGGCAUUCAAAAUGUAAAGAUCUUUCUAUGUAGUAAAAAAAUUACAGUUGUUUAAAUGCA